AUGUCUUCGUCGUCGUCGUCGUCCCGCCGCCCACCGCUCAAACCAGCUUCUUCUUCUAGCGCAAGUAGCAGUUCGUCCAAGAAUGCACGCCUGCCUCGCUCCUCGCACUCCUCCGAUGGCCCAUCCAUGAUCGACGAACCGAACGCGUUCGAGCUGCGACCUGUCUCCUCGCGCGAAGAAUUUGUUUCGAAAGAAGAGCUGGGAGACGAAGCUGGCGAGGCUGACGAAGCGUUGCUACAUAAUGUUCGACGCACAUCGCUCGACUCGGUUCAAAGCUAUGAAUUAUACACCCCAGAUGAGGACCGGGCAGUCCGCAGGAAACUCGAUCGCAAGCUAGUCAUUGCCAUGGCUUUUUUGUACAUGUUGAGCUUCUUGGAUCGGUCGAAUAUUGGCAAUGCGCGCAUAGCCGGCCUCGCAGAUGACCUGAAAAUUGACUCUGAUCAAUAUGAGUGGCUGCUGUGGGCUUUUUACAUGUCCUACAUUCUAUUCGAAUGGAUGAUGCUCCUCUAUCGCAUCGUACCGGCACACAUCUACGUCUCCGUAUGUAUCAUGUCCUGGGGAAUUAUAGCAUCGCUCCAAGCGGUAGCAACUUCGUUCACUUUCCUCUUCGUGUUGAGGCUCUUACUGGGUAUCGGUGAAGCCGCGUUCAGCCCAGGUAUACCCUUCUACCUAUCGUUCUUCUAUCGUCGAGACGAGAUUGCCUUUCGGACUGGGUUCAUUGUCAGUGCAAGUCCACUCUCGGCAUCGUUUUCCGGCGCUUUGGCGUAUGCCAUCACCAAAAUCGGGGAACAUAGUCCGCUCAGCCCAUGGAGAUUGUUGUUUCUAGUCGAAGGAUUUCCGUCUGUCAUAGCUGCUGUCUGGGCUUGGGACUUCAUACCAGACGGCCCAGGUCUUGCAAAGUGGCUAAGCCCGAGACAGCGCGAGGUGGCCGUGAUGCGACUAAGAUCAGAGAAGGAAGCCGAGGUCCAAGACGAUCAAGACGAGAAGUACCAGGGCCAGCGGAAAAGAGGAGGUAUCAAUUUCCGCGAAGUGCUCCAGACUCUGAAGGACCCAAAGGCCUAUCUAACGGCGCUCAUGUUCUUCUCUUGCAAUGUUGCGUUCAGCUCAAUGCCGGUUUUCUUGCCCACGGUCAUUCAGGAUAUGGGUUGGGAAUCAAUCACCGCCCAAGGCCUAUCAGCGCCUCCGUACCUGUUCGCAUUUAUUGUCGUGCUCGCAACUGCAUGGUACUCGGAUCGGCUGCAGACGCGCUCGACUUUCAUCAUACUGCACUCCCUACUUGCGACGGUUGGAUACGGCACAAUCGCAAUUGCUGGCUAUCUCGAAUCUGAGAACACGAUGAUUCGUUACAUAGCCAUCUUCCCUGCUGCUGCUGGAUUCUUUAGCGCGAUCACAUGCAUUAUAGCAUGGACGCUCAACAACCAAGAAAGCGACAGUAAGAAGGGUGCUGGGAUGGCCAUUCUGAAUGGGAUUGGACAAAUGGGGCCGCUGGUUGGCACAAGCAUCUUUCCCGACGAAGAUGCGCCAUACUUUGUCAAGGGUAUGAGCAUCUGUGCUGUGUUCAUGUUGUCUGUUGCGGUGUUCGCUGCGGUGUUAAGAUGGGUGUUGGUGAAAGAGAACAGGAAACUGAAGGAGGGCGGUAGCGCCAUAUAUGCAGGUGUGCCCCUGGAGGAGGAGAGGUUAAUCAUGGAAAAGUCCAAACCCACGCUGGACUCCCCAGAGCGGGCCAGUUCAGUGGCCUCCAGAGCAACGACAUCGCACGAAAGCACCAACCAGGACAAGUUAGAUGAUUUUGAGAAGGCCCCAACUGUUGUUGAAAGCCCGCAGAUGUCGCCGCUUGAACAUGACAACAGCUUCAAGCCGGAAGCUGACCUGGAAAAGCUGCCCCAUAGUGGGAAGCCCCGAAGAGAGUCUGAGUCUACGAAAUUUGGCGGUGAAGAGGAGAACCCGAAUGUAAAUGUAGCAUUCCAUGGACCGUCGACGCCCUCAACUGUGCACAAGAUCAAGGGCUCGACAUACCAGAAUGUGGGCGAAAGCGGCAUCAAGAGGAUGCACAAGUUUUCUCUCUACGAAACCAGUACCCGCUUCUACCUCAUCGGUGCCGACAUUACAGACAAGCAGUUUCGCGUGUUGAAGAUCGAUCGAACAGCUGCGCCGGGGCACUUGAACAUCUUCGAAGAUGAUAUAGUGUACAAUCGGCGAGAGAUGCACCAGCUCCUGGACACAAUAGCUGACGGCAACAAGGCAACCGGAGGCAUGAAGUUGAAAUGCAGUACUUGGGGGCUGCUGGGCUUCAUCCGCUUCACCGAGGCUUACUACAUGCUCUUGAUCUCUAAGAGAUCGCAAGUGGCUAUGCUAGGCGGUCACUACAUCUAUCAGAUCGAUGGGACAGAGAUGAUUCCUCUGACAACGGGUUCAACAUCUAAAUACCAGAAAGACAGGAAUCCAGAAGAGGCGAGAUUCCUGUCGAUUCUCAACAACAUGGACCUGACGCGGUCGUUCUACUUUGCGUACUCGUACAACAUAACGAGAAGCCUGCAGCAGAAUAUCAUCCAGCAGCGAAAUGCAAUGAACCAAGGCAUUACAAAUCCCGAUCGCGACUACCAGGAUAUGUUUGUCUGGAACCACCAUCUUCUCAACCCCGCGCGCGAUGCGCUGAAGAAUAUGUACGACUGGUGUCAUCCAAUCAUACACGGCUACGUUGACCAGUCUUCACUUGACGUGUUUGGUCGACGAGUGUAUCUCACCAUCAUUGCUCGAAGAUCUAGGUUCUUUGCUGGUGCUCGGUUUUUGAAGCGAGGAACGAACGACCUGGGCUAUGUGGCAAACGAUGUUGAGACUGAGCAGAUUGUAUCCGAGCAAACCACGACGUCCUUUCAUGCGCCUGGGCCAAGAUUAUACGCUAACCCCAACUACACAUCGUACGUGCAGCAUCGGGGUAGCAUACCGCUUUACUGGACACAAGACAACACUGGCGUCACACCCAAGCCUGACAUCGAUCUCAACCUUGUUGAUCCCUUUUACAGCGCCGCAGCCUUACACUUUGACAACUUGUUCGAACGAUACGGAGCUCCUGUCUAUGUCCUGAAUCUGAUCAAGGCUCGAGAACGAACGCCACGAGAGUCUAAGCUGCUGCAUGCAUAUAAGCACGCUGUUGAUUACCUGAAUCAAUCUCUACCCAAGGACAAAAAGAUACUGUAUGAGGCAUUUGACAUGUCUAGAGCGGCAAAAACAAGAGGACAGGAUGUCAUAGCCACGCUCGAAAAUCUUGCUGAGAAGGUGAUGCGUAAAACGGGUUUCUUCCGGAAUGGUGACAUCGAGUUUGAUGAGCCCCAAGUGCAGAACGGUGUCGCCCGAACAAACUGCAUCGACUGUUUGGAUCGAACCAACGCAGCACAGUUUGUCAUCGGGAAGCGAGCGCUUGGUCGUCAGCUGCAAGCUCUGGGUGUCAUUUCCGGGAACACUGUCGAGUACGAUUCUGAUUGUGUCGAGCUGUUUACGCAAAUGUUCCACGGCCAUGGCGACACCAUUGCAAUUCAGUAUGGUGGAUCACACCUUGUCAAUACCAUGGCCACAUACCGAAAGAUCAAUCAGUGGCAAAGCAGCUCACGCGACAUGGUUGAAAGCUUCAAGCGAUACUAUCACAACUCCUUCCUGGACUCGCAGCGUCAAGAAGCUUACAACCUAUUCCUUGGAUACUAUACCUAUUCACAGGGGCAGCCAAUGCUGUGGGACCUAUCAACUGACUACUACCUUCAUCACCAGAUGCCGCAAACGGCCCUUGAGCGAAAUCGACGAGACUAUAUUUACUGGUAUACUCUUGCGCAUCUUCAACAGCGCACGCUGCCCCCUUCGAUUAUGCCAGCACGGCCAUUGCAGGAGACUGCCUUUGACUUCAUCAGCUUCCGUGAUGACUAUUGGCUUGAGUACUACCGACCAUUGGCCAUUUCGUCUUACCUCAAGAUCUUUGCCUUCCGACUAGCCAAGCCACGGCCCGGACGCGACAGCAGGGACGGGACGUAUCCAACGCGGAAAGAAAACAUGUCCCCCUUUGUACCUCGCAAGAAGCAACAGGAGCUUGAUGCACAAGGACGAGACGAAAAGAAGGGGCUGCGAAAGGGUGUCACCAUCAUUGACCCAUCCAGCGAAACCGAAUCAAGGCCCAGCCGCUUCCCAGCGCACCGCGGAAGAAACCUACAUAUCAAUGUGCCCCAAGCCGACCAGCCUGCCCGACAAUCCAUCCUCCGGGAUCCGCACUUUGAAACCCACAUGUCAGGCUCCACGACAUCAGCGUACCAGUCACUGAACAACUCGACGUCAACAUCAACAGGGCUCUCAUCGACGCUCAAGCCAGGCUUCAAGCCAGCCGACAAAGCCCUCGUGCACCAAUGGACCCUCCGCCAAUUCUACGAGAACAGCAUGAACCCCUCGGUCGCACCAACCGAAGAAGACGAGUACUCGCGCUACAUCGAGCACCCUCUGAACCUGCCGCUUGUCGUCAGCAGCGACAUGCCCAGCGCCGACGACCCCAUCGCCAUGGGAUACUACGACUACCUGUCCGUGACGGACGGCAGCAUUUCCGCGCCCAAGGACUUUGACGAAGACGGCAUCCAAAUCACGCUGGCAGAUCACCACUCGCGCCACGACACCGACGCCUCGUCCGUCCGCUCGUUUGCCUCGCACGUGCGGCCCAUGACCUCGCAGUCCGUCAGCACGCCUUUUUCCCACGCCCCCUCGUACUCGUACCCGCAGUCGUACGGCCUGCAUCCCCACAUGCACAACGAUGUGCCGCCGCCGUCGCCGCACCCCCAUCACCACCACUACCCCCAGGCGUCUGGAACGAAAUUCCAGACUCCCGAGGAGGACAUUGAGGAGUUUGAGGAGUUCCUGCGUGUCAAGGAGAAUCCGCUUGAUGUCGAGGAGGAGGAUACGGGGAAGAAGCGGUACAAGGCGUAUCGGCAGUGGCUGAGGGGGAAGAGCUUUUUCAAGCAGAGCAAGGUAGAUCCAGAGUGGCAGAAUCAGUUGCCUAUGAGAUGA
Messenger RNA from Exserohilum turcica Et28A, 5034 nucleotides. RefSeq lists its product as uncharacterized. The transcript has 5 exons. Bases 1 to 5034 code for a protein of 1677 amino acids. Gene Ontology annotation, biological process: transmembrane transport; phosphatidylinositol dephosphorylation. The record is from RefSeq and is a predicted model, not a curated record. NCBI's taxonomy places the organism in Eukaryota, Fungi, Ascomycota, Dothideomycetes, Pleosporales, Pleosporaceae. Gene Ontology annotation, cellular component: intracellular membrane-bounded organelle. Gene Ontology annotation, molecular function: phosphatidylinositol-3,5-bisphosphate 5-phosphatase activity; transmembrane transporter activity.